CGUUUAUUGUUUUGGGGAGGGAGGUGAGCCACUGUGAGCGGCAGCAGGCAGGAGGACGGCGGACUGCACAGUGACAGAGCGUUAUUUUUUACAUGGUUAAAGCACUAAACGAAAACGGUGACACUUGCGGAUCGAUAGGAACGUGUUUGAAAAAUCCUGUCCGCCAUGGAGUCCUAUGACAUUUUAGCUAACCAGCCGGUGGUUAUUGACAAUGGUUCGGGGGUCAUAAAGGCUGGUUUCGCUGGUGACCAAAUCCCCAAAUACUGCUUUCCUAACUACGUGGGACGUCCCAAGCAUGUGCGUGUGAUGGCUGGAGCCUUGGAGGGAGAUCUCUUCAUUGGACCCAAGGCAGAGGAGCACAGGGGCUUGUUGUCGGUGCGCUACCCGAUGGAGCAUGGGAUAGUGAACGACUGGAAUGACAUGGAGAGGAUCUGGCAGUAUGUUUACUCCAAGGAGCAGCUGCAGACCUUCUCGGAGGAGCAUCCUGUGCUGCUGACUGAGGCUCCUCUCAACCCCAGCAAGAACAGAGAGAAGGCUGCAGAGAUCUUCUUUGAGACCUUCAAUGUUCCUGCUCUAUUUAUCUCCAUGCAGGCAGUGUUGAGCUUAUAUGCCACUGGCCGCACCACUGGGGUCGUGUUGGAUUCUGGUGAUGGUGUAACACACGUUGUGCCCAUCUACGAGGGCUUCGCCAUCCCCCACUCCAUCAUGCGCGUAGACAUCGCUGGCAGAGAUGUCUCACGGUACCUCCGUCUGCUGCUACGCAAGGAGGGCUAUAAUUUCAACACAUCAGCUGAGUUUGAGGUGGUGCGCACCAUCAAAGAGAGAGCCUGCUAUCUAUCUCUGAACCCUCAGAAGGAUGAGACUUUAGAAACAGAGAAGGCCCAGUAUGUCCUCCCUGACGGAAGCACUUUAAAUAUUGGACCAGCGAGAUUCCGAGCCCCAGAGCUGCUGUUCAGACCCGACCUCAUUGGAGACGAGAGCUCAGGAAUCCACGAGGUUCUGGCCUACGCCAUUCAGAAGUCUGACAUGGACCUGCGACGCACACUGUUUUCCACCAUUGUACUAUGCGGGGGGUCAACACUGAUCAAAGGCUUUGGAGAAAGACUGCUAACGGAGGUGAAGAAGCUUGCACCAAAAGACGUUAAGAUCAAGAUCUCCGCUCCCCAGGAAAGGCUGUACUCCACAUGGAUUGGUGGUUCCAUCUUGGCAUCGUUGGAUACAUUUAAAAAGAUGUGGGUGUCCAAGCGGGAAUAUGAAGAAGACAGAGCGCGUGCCAUCCACAGGAAGACCUUCUAGGCUUCGAUCGGCACCAUGCAUACACCAACCCACUCCCAUCAGAACUGACACCCCCCCCCCCCAAAAAAAAAAAAAAACAUCCUGCUGCUGAACAUCCCUGACACCUGCAGCAAUCUGUGCGUCAUCCUUUAUGAACCCUGCCCAGAUCAGAACCACCGUGGGCCUCCAGAAACAACGUUUUCUGUGUGCUGGAGGCCCAUAUUGACCCAAGGGUUGUUCCUCCUGUCAGGUGAUGGUGGCAGCACCAUCCACACAUCCCAAACAGUAACAUCCAGAGGGCCGUCAGGGUACCUCAGAGUACCACUGUGUACUCUUGUUGCUCUGAGUUUACAUUAAAGUAUUGGUGUUGCUCUCUUGCCUCAGCAGCCCUGUAAGGUGUAGAAUAUAAUCAAAUGUCAAAAAACGUAAAUAUUCUUUAAUGUUAAAAAUUUCCAUUCCAGACUGAAGAUUAGAUUUUUUUUUUAUUUGUCUGUUUCUUAGGCUUUUUCUCUCUGACAAUAAGCUUUUACACAGCAAAAAUCUGAAGUACUGCAGCGAUGCUCUGUCAUUAUAUAUUAUGUAGUUGUAGUAAGGUAAAGAUCACCACUGUAUCAGAUCAGAACUGCAAAGUUAAUUUGUCAUCCAAAUGGCCAUAGUCGUCUCCUGUUUUUGUCAUUAUGACAUGUUUCUGUGUGGACAUGACAUGUUUAUCAAGAGGAUCACGGCUUCUUAUCCAAGCUGAUGGAUUAAAAACUUGUGGGAAAUGCCUUGAUUUAUUUAUUAUUUGUUGUUUUUGUUAAAAAGGUAUUAUUUUCACACCGAUUGUCAAAUUUAGGGCUGUUCUGACUGUUUUCUGCUAACUCUGUUAUAGAGAGGCAAAGGAACAGAUUUUAUGGGUAGAUAAACAUGUUUAUUCCAACAUAAGGUCAUCACAUUCAGUCAGAUAGUUGGGAAAGAUCUUAAACUGGAUAUCAGUGCUUUGGGAACUUGUGCAUGCAUUUAUUCUUCUGAAAUCAAUCCCAGGACUGAGUUAGGAUGAAGUUAUAAGGUUAAGGACAACACUUGAUUCUUCGUGUAAAUGUUGGGUUUAACCUUCCAUCUACCUUAUGUGACUUUAGGAACAUUUUCAGUUUUUGAAUUUGAAGACUAGUUUGACAAUGAAGCUGCAGAGAGUCCAACAUGUCCAAAGAUUGGCUUGUAUUCUCCUCCCCCUGCUUUAUAUCCCAGUAAAACCACUGUCCCCAUCAUUUCCCUUACCCUACAUGGCAGUGAAGGGGUCCUCCACCAUCAUGCCCGCCUUACUUCGGUGCAUCUGUGCCGGAGCGUCCAUGUCAUCUGCUUUUGGGUGUUUUUAAAAUAGGUGAAAUUUAAAAAGAAUGAAAGAACGGUUGUAAAAUGUCAUCAGCCUUGUGUACAGUGAAGUACUUUUCAAAAACUAUCACCCACACCAACCAAACAGUAACAGACUAAACAUGUACAAUACUGUUGUUUACUUUUACUUUUCGUAAUUUCAAUAUAAUAAAUAAGUUAAUGGCUGCUG
Molecule: messenger RNA, 2815 nt
Organism: Girardinichthys multiradiatus
Lineage: Eukaryota; Metazoa; Chordata; Actinopteri; Cyprinodontiformes; Goodeidae
Gene: actr1b
Product: actin related protein 1B
Exons: 11
Coding region: 166-1296 (376 amino acids)
Source: RefSeq, a predicted model, not a curated record